Messenger RNA from Arvicola amphibius (Eurasian water vole), 858 nucleotides. Its product is annotated as paired mesoderm homeobox protein 2-like. The record is from RefSeq and is a predicted model, not a curated record. Bases 1 to 858 code for a protein of 285 amino acids. The transcript is spliced from 5 exons. Gene Ontology annotation, molecular function: DNA binding. NCBI's taxonomy places the organism in Eukaryota, Metazoa, Chordata, Mammalia, Rodentia, Cricetidae.
AUGGGAAGCAUGCUUGCCCCUGAUUGGACAAAGGUGGAAACCCAGAGUCUUGUGGGUUUUGCCACUGCAACUCUGACUAAUGGAAUUUUGCGCCAUAUUCUGGGAAUCUCAAGUGUGGGCCUGACCAAUGUCUAUCAUGCUGGACUGCGGUCUGAUCCGAAGAUUCCCGGAAUGGAGACUCGCCAAGACUGCUCCACCACUUUCAGCGGGAUGCGGGAUCUGGGAGCUGAUGGGGACCAGGAGCAACAGCAUGGUGGGAAUGCAAUGGUCUUGAAGGACGGAGAGGAAGGAGGCAAGGAGGGGCUUGAGCAGAGCAAGCCCGCUCAGGGAGAGCUUGAUGAGGGCAAACUUGCUCUGGGCGAACUUGCUGAAGGCAAGCCUGCUCAAGAGGAGCCUGCUCAGUGCAGUCUCGCUCAGGAAGCCACAGAAGAGGCUAAGGAGGGAGAAGUCAAAGAAGAAGCAAUGGGAGGAGGCCAUGCUGCCGCUGGUAGUUCUGGCCCCGUGGACAACGAGGUCCAUGAGGAAGGUGGCCAGGGCGGCAGCGGGGCUCAACAGCAGCCUCAGCAAGAGGGGGCGGCGGCGAUGCCUGAGGGCGCCAAUAGUCUCCAGACUAGGGAAAGGCUGCCUGUCAGGCGCCGCACCAGAUUCACCCUGUCUCAGCUGCAGGAUCUGGAGCAGCUUUUCCAAGAGAAUCGCCACCCCAGCUUGCAUAUGAGGAAGGAUCUUGCAAGAUGGCUGGGUGUGUCUGAAGAGGACGUGCAGGAUUGGUUUAGGAACAGGAGAGCCAUUUGCCGGAGGAAUACUAGAUUGCUGGUGCUGUGCAGUACUCCCCCUGCUCCCGAGAACAGCGAUGCCUGA